This is a messenger RNA of Acanthaster planci (crown-of-thorns starfish), 8659 nucleotides long. RefSeq lists its product as uncharacterized. Gene Ontology annotation, molecular function: G protein-coupled receptor activity. NCBI's taxonomy places the organism in Eukaryota, Metazoa, Echinodermata, Asteroidea, Valvatida, Acanthasteridae. Gene Ontology annotation, cellular component: plasma membrane. The record is from RefSeq and is a predicted model, not a curated record. Gene Ontology annotation, biological process: cell surface receptor signaling pathway; adenylate cyclase-activating G protein-coupled receptor signaling pathway.
GUCUGGGUGCUCACGCAUAGCAGACGCUGUAAUUUGUCCUUGAACGACUCCAAUCGAGCGUAUCUAGCUCGAACAUUCAGUGGGUCCCCAAACGCAUAUAUCCGUGAACAGGUCUCUAGUAACAAUGGGGGUCUGCCCUUUUGAAGUCACAGUCGUACUUUUCCAACGUCAAGUGGAUGCUAAAAAAUAUGGUCGGCCAUCGGUACAAAGGUGAAUAAUAAUUCACGGUGUUGAAAGUCCCACGCAGGUAGAUAACAACGCAAGAACUAUUACAUUCUAAAUGAAAAUACCACCCUAUCUAAAAUUGUUGGGACAAAAAACCAAUUUUGAACGAAUUGGAGGUGAAAUCGAAAGCCAAGAAAAAAGGUACUUCAUUGUAUUUUCCGCAAACUUUGGCCGCCCAUACAAGUUGAAGACAAAAUGAGGGUGGUCAACAGUUCGAAGCCUCAGAAGUGUAUAUCAUACCUACCGUAGCUGCCCAACAGACAAAACAGGAUGCAGCCAAUAUCCUGUUUGUUUGUUUGUUUGUUUGUUUUUAGAAUGUGAGGAUUCUCUCCUCGUUUUCGAAUUCCAUGCUUUGUUAGCGUCUGACCACUCAGUCUAAUCUGUUAAUAUACCCUCCGAACCACCAAUGAAAAAUACAUCUCUGUACACAUUUACAUAGGAUAUAGCUAGGAGCCGAAUUUUAUUUGAGUGUAGGCCUACACAUCAGGACAAGCACAAACAUUUCCAGCGAUAAUGAUCAACCGUUGUGAUUGAACUUUUAUCCAAGCCCGUCUCGUUUCGUAGUGAAAUAAAUGGCUACUGGACUAAAAACCAGAAAAAAAACUCAAUGAGCAAAAGACUCUGGAAAACAUUUAUGGCUUCUGGCAUUCCACUGAAAAUAAAAUCAUGAACUGACGUAACAAAUUAACCUAGACUGCGCGGAGUCGGAAGCUAGAAUGCCUGACCUGACUCCUUUCACAUCAAACUUGCCUUCCUAUGCUAAUUCACCACACCCACUAUAUAGUUACGCAACAUUUCAUUAAACACGUAGACAACGUUUGCUUGCUGAAACAAUCGUAUUAAACACACAGGCAAAGAAAAAUCCUAAGUACUGGUUCUGAUGGGAUCUUAAUUUAUCACGGAACAGCAGAGCUAGAGCAAAUGUAUAGAUCCGCGCCCCGGGGUAAAUUUGAAUUGACCCUGCAAUUUCCUUUCGGGCAACCCCUGUAUUUGCAAAACUCUGAGAUCUGAAGAGGUGAUGAACUCCCGUCAGGAGGGAUUAGAACAUCGGAUGUUCAUAUUGCUUAGGGUGGGGCCUUGGGAUUAGAUGCAAAUGUAUUGCCCAAUCAUUCGGGCUCGUCAAUGCUGUUCUUGCACUAGGCUUGAGACUCGGGCGCGAAAUCAGCGUUCAUAUGACCACUGCGAAAGGUAACCAAUGUCAUGUUAGGGUAAACUAAUUAAGGCCACAAAGACACCAUUGUGAUCGAGUCGAUUUGUGGUAGUAUUUUUGCCACAAGUAUCCAAUACUUUUAAUCAUCUGUAUGUAUUUUACCACCCUGGUUUUACAUUUGUUUCAGGCCAGUGUGUCACCACGAAAAGCCCUGUACUGCUAUUUAAUAUAGAUUUUCAAAAAGUGAAAUACACUUUUUUGAAGUUCACUUAUAUUAAGUACAUUUUUUUAAUAAUUGGCUUUUACAAAAUCUGUGUUUUUCCUAAACUUCGUUUGUACGAGAUAUAUUCUCCAGUUUGUUCUCAAGAGAUCUACUUUUUGAAGUAUUGUUUAUUCUUUUGAAAACAAGUUUUUACGAGAUACACUGUUUUCAAGUUAAUUUUCGAGGUGUGUAUUUUAAGGUUGAUUUUAUGUCACAUAAAAACGAACUUCAAAAAUGACUUGGAACAAGUUGGAAAAAUAUAUUUCGUAAAAUCAAUUUAGUUCCAAAAUUCAAAUAAAAAAUGUUUCGAAUAAAGAGCUUAUAAGAUCGCACUGGAACUAUAUCUCGUUCGCAUGAACUCUUAAAACUACAUUUACAUAUAUAUAUCGUAAAAAUGAAAGUUGGAAAAAAAUGUAUGUUUGUAUUUCUUUCUUGUCGUGUAGGUGAAAAUGCUGAUGUUUCAACGACAAACACUAUUUCAAGCUGUUUUUAUAUGACAGUUUUCUUAAUUGUAAUUUGAUGCAUAUUCCGCUGACCCAAAAAUGCCCCUAAACCUGUUUUAGAGAUGGAAAAAAAGCCUUAUGCAAACCUUGCCAGUCGUAAGAUUUACACCGCCUGCAUAAUGUGGAUCAGUUUACUCUGGGGUCCACAUAAAACCGGCAAGUUUGUACCAGCGCCAGAAGUGGCGAUGACUGUGGAGAUCAAGCAUAAGAGCGUUUUUUGCGACUCACGCGGGUUGGUCUUCAGUGACAGCUUUAACUGCCACCGCGCUUUCUCCUCUAGAAUGCAGGUGUACCAUUUCUUUUUUUGGGGGGGGUUACAACAGAAAACAAGAACGAGUUAGCUGUCUCAGAGACGUGCGUUUGAGCUAGAAUAAGUCAAGGAGAAUCACAAAAGACUAUGGAGAAAACUUACCUGACAAGUGUUUGCCAUUUUCCCAGUUGAUCAAAAUGCAUGCACUAACAGCACAUUGACAAUAAAUGCAUAUUUUAAUUCACUACUGAGUUGGCUUUCUCAUUUACCAACGACUCAAAUAACCUUUUGUUUCAUUAAAAAAGACAAAACAAGCCUAAAACGUGUACACCUGGCCACGUCCUAUUGUCGCCCAUCGAUCGGCCAUUGAAUUUCGCCAGCAUUUCCGCUGUUGACAAAACCAAGGCUGACGAGCUGAGACAAAGGACAUCGUUAUCUGUUACACUUUUGAAUCAAUACGUGUUGUCUAGAACGUGACCACGUUUUGUCAUUAAGGUAACGUAGUUUCUGUCCUAUGGGAAAACGGGGAAAAAGCCUCUCAGAUAAUGUCUCGGCGCUGUGGGCUCAAGUAGUCAAGCGUACUAUGACUUCAGAUAGGCCUGUGCGACCAAGCCUUUAAUAUCAGUUCUGGUAACGUUAACUGCGUAAUUGUCUUGUACUCUGCACUUCUAGUCUAAUGAGCUAUGAUGGUUCUAAGUGAGGGUGUUCUACAACUCAUGCUUCUUCAGGUUAUUUUAAGUUUGGUGACUGUUUGCAUGGCAUCCGGAGUGAUUUGUUCUGAAAACCCGCUCGGCAUGGAGUCCUCGGCGAUACCAGACGCCAUGGUGUCAGCCUCGACGUCGGACUCAUCGCACUCCGCCGCCAACGCCCGCCUGAACCACAACUCGGCCGGCUGGAAAUCGCGGUCAUACGACAAAGAUCCCUGGAUACAAGUCGCCUUCCAGGGAGCGGCUUUGCUGGGCAUGCUGAGCACGCAGGCUCCGGAUCAGCUGGACCCGCCCCCUGAAGGGACGCUGUUUGAGAUGCAGCUUCUUGCUAAAGGGGACGCUGGUGAAUGGAUAAGAUACCCUCUGGUGUUGUCAGCUAAUUACGAAGCAGGAGGUGAAAUCGUUGACUUUACUUUUGAGCGGUCACUCCGGGUGACAGUCUUGCGCCUGUACAUCGUUACAACCCCCCUCAUCGGCUUGCGGAUGGAGCUCUAUGGAUGCUACGAAAAUCCGGACACGGAAUGCGCUGUCGAUGCAGAUUGUGAUGCGGCAAGUACGUGCAUUGAUACCUACUGCGCCUGCGCAUUGUCUGUGUCGAGUCUUCUGUUCGGCUCAUCACCUACGUGCUCGGAAUGUUGGUCACCGCUUGGUCUGGAGUCUGGCAAAAUCAUUGACAGUCAGAUCUCCGCCUCCACUUCCCGGUCAACUGGUCCACAUACAAACGCACGGAUUGGUAACCCAGGCGCUUGGUCACCUGAAGACAGUGACACCUCCCCGUGGUUAAUGGUCCAGUUUAACGAGACCACGAGGGUCACAGGCAUGCGCACAAAGGGGGAGGUCAUCUACAUUCUGGGCUUUCCAAACCGGGAUUUCGUCAGAAAAGCUAAAAUUGAAUAUGGCAUCAUGGGUAACAACUACCCGAUUGAGGAGAACGGAGAGCCAAAGAUUUUCACAUUGAAUAACGACGAAAAUGAAGUCGUCACAAAUAUCUUCCCCUGUCCCGUCGAGACGGACUUCAUAAAGCUCACUGUCGUGUCUCCUGAAGCGUCGAAAGUAGGAUUGCGCCUGGAACUACUCGGCUGUGAUUUACAGACCACGACGUCUCCAGGUACCUGCACAGUGGAUGCCGAUUGUCAGCAAGGUCCUAUGCACAACUGCGUUCAGCAGAGAUGUCUAUUGGUGAUCCCCACCACUGAAAGUUGGUCAACAUUGGAGACAACCUCUGUCCGACAGACGACCGAAAUAGUUCCAACGACCGAACAAGCCACGACGGACGCACCAACGACAAUGAUGGCGCAGACAACUACAGAACCGGUGACAACCGGAAAAAUCGUGAGCCCGUCUGAACCAACGACUGAGGCGUCGACUACCACGGACGCAGAGACAACUGUCGAACCAACAACAAUUUCACUACCCACUGAUGUAACCUCCACAGAAGCUGCCGAGCCUUCCACAGCUCAGCCGACCAGUUUGGCGUCGACAACAAGGACAGAUGUCUUGUCAACGGCUCGUUACACCACCUUCUUGAUGACUUCCGUGGACAGCAGCAACACGCCGGUGUGCUUGCCAGGUGAUGUUGUGACGGCCACGGGGCCUUCGGUAAACACGGAGGGUGUGUAUGACGAGACUGUCCCUUCACACUCCGAAGAGUUCCUGGACGCGUUAAGACGUGAAGCUGACAUAGAGGGACUCGGCGAACAGGAUACUGCCUCUUUAUGCAGUGCUCUUGCCGGGAGUGGUGGGGGCAUCUCGCAAGGGGUAACCCAUGUUGGGCUCAAAGUCCUCAUGCAAGUGACCGCCAACAAGACCAAGCCCAUACUGUCCCAAGACUUGGUCGCCUCCGUUCGCUUCCUGGACACCGUUGCCAAUUCAGACUGGGACUCGGCCGACGCCAACAAUUCCCGGGCUACAUUGGAGAAAAUGGUGAAUGUUGGAAGUAAUCUGUUGAACAGUGGCAACGAAAAACCCUGGAAGGACUCAGAAGUGAAACACACACUGUCGGGUCCAAUCCAAAUUGUCAACUCCUUAGAGAAGAUGGCUUUGAAAGUCGGGGCAAAACUUGAAAAGGAAUCGUCAGUUGAAGUGACCUCGGAAAAUAUCGACAUUGACCUCUACGGUGUAUCGUCUGACGACCUCCUCCUCUCUGGAUGGAAGUGGAACAGCUCCGACGCCAAGUUCAUGGCUGCAAUCACGGCCCAAGAGUUUCAAAUGAAGAACUUUUCCGCUUACGAGAGAGCUCUUUUGGUCGGUGGAGUGUUCAGAAACAUUGCCGCCCUGUCAUCGAGUGACAUACCCAGCAAUGACAUGGCCAUGUCUUCUGAAAAUGGACAGCGGCUUCAGAGUGACAUCGUAACUGUCAUGGCCUCCGGCAUGGACACAAUAUCAGUGUCAGUGUCGUACUCCACGCCGAAGAAUCUGGGAGAUGUAGUUAUCAAAGAACACGAGGUGCCAGAAUUUUCUUGCGCGUUUUGGGAGUUUAACGACAGCAGUUCAACUCCGGGAAGCGGUAGGUGGUCGGAUCUUGGCUGCUACGUCUUGAAAUCAGACGAGGAAAAUUCAGACGAUGAGGUGUCCUGUUUCUGCAAUCACACAACAAACUUUGCGGUCCUGAUGCAGGUGGUUGACAAACCCGUGCCUGCUGAGCCUGAUAUCCACUCUCAUGUUCUCCAGAUCCUGACCUAUACAUGCCUGACUCUCUCCAUCAUAUCUCUCCUCGUCUCCUUAGCGGUGUUCCUUUAUCUUGGGUCCUCGCUAGCGUCAGAGCGCUUGACGAUCCACAAGAACCUGAUGUUGGCAAUGCUACUGGCAACAGUUCUCUUCCUGCUGGGCGUGGCGUCAAACCUGGAUGUGAUUCCUUGCAAGAUAGUUGCCAUCCUUCUUCACUACCUGUUCUUGGCGGUGUUCUGCUGGACAUUGGUCGAGGGAAUUCACCUGUACAGACAGGUCAUAGCCGUGUUCGAGCAGGGAGGAAGCAAGUUGGCUCUCUAUUACGUCGCAGGAUGGGGUGUUCCCGCCGUGGUAGUUGGCAUUUCACUCGGCAUCAAGUACAACCUUUACGGAGCUGGACCACACUGCUGGUUGACUGCUAAAGAUGGAUUGAUCUGGGCUUUUGUCGGGCCAGUCAUCCUCAUUAUCACGGUGAAUAUGAUUGUUCUUAUCAUGGUAGUUGUGGUCGUCACUCGGGCUGCGGCCCUCAAGUGUCAAACCAACCUUGACCGUAUCAGGGCCGCCUGCAAGAGCGCGAUGAUGCUGGUACCUCUGCUCGGUAUCUCUUGGAUCAUUGGACUUUUCACUCAGUACAGCAUGGCCCUGGAAUAUGCGUUUGUCAUCUUGAACGGCUUGCAGGGUUUCUUCAUGUUCGUGUUUUACUGCCUACUGAGUUCAGAGGUUCGCACUGCGCUGCGCCACGAAAUGAAGAAAAGGGCUGACCGUAACAUGGACAGCAGUGGCAAUGUUGUGAAAACCAACAUUUGGACUUUGAGCAGCAACAAGACUGCCCACAUUCGGCUGGUGAAAGUCGCUCCCAGCGCCCAGAACUCGGACGAGGCUUAAAGUUUGACCUGAGUUUCCUUGCAGAUCACUAGGUCUACUUUUUAUCUUGGCGUUGGUGAUUACACAUUGAGCGUAAGCAAGGACGGUUACGGGAUGAAAAAAAAUCGUGGAGGUCAAUUUUUUUGGGCCAUAAAGAAAAGAGAUGAUAAUGACGUAACAUCAACGGUCUUACUCAGUUGUGUGGCGUUUUUAAAUGCUUUGGGGAGGAAAGGACUUGAAAUAACAUUUAAAAAUUCAUUUCGCUCAAUUCGGAUCAAAAGGCCUUUUUUUCUUGAAGAGGCACGACGUACGACACGUUAUCACGUUUGAUAAAUUUGACCUUCAAGUUGAAGAGACAAUAGAUGUUUGCUUAGAAAUGUAGGAAGUACAAAUUUACUUUGUAACAUUUAUAUUCAGGAGUCAAUUGUAGUGACAGGUUUUCCUGCGUUUACACCUCAAUUUUGAUGAGGAAAACCAUACCCUGAUGAUUUGGCAUUUAAUAGCUUCGGGUACAAUAUUGUGGAAAGUUAUAAUUUGUAUUUGUUAUAUCAUGAUUAUCACAGCUAUGUCUUGAAAAUCUGGAAAAGUUUGCUGUUUUCACAAAAAUUAAAUCUUUGAGAAAAUAUGCAAUAUAGUUACACCGUAUAUAAUAGGUUAUUGUGUGGUUUCACCGUUCAUGGUUUAGCCUCCAAGGUAUCGCUGUGUGGAAACAAAAAUAGUUUCAUAGAACAGACCAUUAGAAAUAUUUCAGUACUGAAAAUUCCUCCCUCGAGAUAAGUUUUAAAUUUUGUAUAUGACCGCGCAAAGUGUAGAAAUGCAAUUAUAAGCGUCAAUAUUCCUGUAGAUAUAAACAAAAAACUAGUUAACCUAGUCAUAUGCUUACAUUAGUUAAACACGUCAGUCACCCUCGCACGAUGGGCAAAUACAUUCAGAUAUAAAAACCGAGAGCCCACAUAGGAAUGCGUCUUGAAUUUUGUAGAUACCGCAUUUUUUUCAGGGAUGUUGUAAUAAAAAAAACGCCAAAAAAUGGAAUAAAGGGCCAACUCUAAAUGUUUUUAAGCCUUCAAGUUUGAUUCUUGAAGGCAGAAAGAAGAGCCGGACGACCCAAAGGAAAACAUUGAAACAAGGUCCAUCACCGUUUGCUGCGCCCACUAUUCAGCUGGGAUAAAUGCUUGCUAGCAACAGGGAAUUGAUAAUCACAUAAAAGGCUACCAGCGGAAUCAUAUAACUACAUGCACUUUAUACAUAAUGGUUAUCUCGUCUAUUUUGAGAUCGGAAUAUAGCUUAAGUCGGAAAUCAAAGUCCGCAUUUGAAUGCACCAUAACAAUAAUAUGUGUAAAGUGAACAAGGAAUGACACACAUACUGUGUGAAUUUCAAAUGACUUUAUACUCUGCAGAAGUUACGAUAAAAAUUAUUAAUUUAAUUUAACCUUUUUCUUGAAUUAAUUUGGUAUUAUUGUAAUGGGUUUUUAAAGAUGAUUAAGUUACAACUUUGAAAACGAACGUAGUAUAUGUCAUUCUGCGAAAUGGGUUUCGUAUACUCUCUUGCUUCUUAAUUCGACAUGGCCUGUGUAUACCACACGUGCCAACUCGCAGAUUUUCUGUAGAAGAAACCAUUUCGCCCGUUGAAUUUUAUUUCCACGCUAAGCUUUUACAGCUAAAUCUUCUCCUUUCAUAGGCCUGUCCUACUGAAUUAAAAGACCAAAAUGAACUGUUUAUAACAAACAAUUUUACAUAGUUUUGAGCAAAAGAAAACUUGGUUGUGUUCUCACUAGGAAACAUGCUAGAGCUAUACGACUCGAUGCAUCAAGGUCUGGAAGUGUCUGUGGUACAAUGCGGCAUCUGACAGUUGUCUGGAAAAACUACCGACUUGGAAAUGUAAUGAUAAGAAGCGAUGCCAUCCAUAUUUCACUGGUCUUUUUAAGGAUAACUCAUUUACUGUUACUUCAACUCGUAAUUCAUUGCAUGUACAUGGCUAUUUAACGUGGUGAAAUAGUUACUGCAUUAAAAAACAGUUCACAUCUCUCUCAA